This is a messenger RNA of Sparassis crispa, 1047 nucleotides long. RefSeq lists its product as hypothetical. The transcript has 2 exons. Gene Ontology annotation, cellular component: nucleus; precatalytic spliceosome. Gene Ontology annotation, biological process: mRNA splicing, via spliceosome. The coding region runs from base 1 to 1047 and encodes 348 amino acids. NCBI's taxonomy places the organism in Eukaryota, Fungi, Basidiomycota, Agaricomycetes, Polyporales, Sparassidaceae. Gene Ontology annotation, molecular function: zinc ion binding; RNA binding. The record is from RefSeq and is a predicted model, not a curated record.
AUGAGCGAAUACUGGGUCUCGCACAAAAAGUACUUCUGCAAAUACUGCAACGUCUACAUCGCAGACGACGUUCCUUCGCGACGACAACAUGAGAGUGGCCUGCGACACAAGGGCAGCGUCGAGCGGUUCGUACGAGGACUGUACAAGGAGGGGGAGAAGAAGAAACAGGAUCUGGAAGAGGAGAAGCGGGAGAUGGCGCGGGUCGAGCAGGCAGCUCAAGCUGCAUACGCCAGAGAUGUCGGCGCAGGCUUGGUGAAGCCAGGCAGCGGUAGUAGUGCACCCACUCCCUCGACAUCUUCUACAUCCAGAAAGCCUGAUCCGAAGCCUUCGAAUCCAUAUGCAAACUACUCUACCGCAGAGUCACUGGGUUACCAGGAUCCAGACGCGGAGCGACUCAAGGCCGAGACGGAGCGUCGCCGAACGCAAGGAGUAGCAGGCGAGUGGGAAGUCGUCGCGAUUGUGGAACCAGCCGCGGAGAUAAAGGAAGAGGAGCCUGUGCCACCUCUCGCGGAGGGCGACGCGAGUAGAAAGAGAGGCGCGGAGCAAGAUGAUCACGAAGAUAGCCGGACCUUCAAGUUGCGCAAGAAGACGGUCGACGUUGGACUUGGGGAGGUCUAUGACCCUGGCCUUAUCCCAAUAAAGCUGAAGAAGGAGGAGUCUGUCGAACCACUGCCUACUCUUACGGAAGGUGGGUCUAGCUCACAUGCUGGUACAUCAACACCCACGGCGAAGCCGAAGUGGUCCGCGAGAGGUUGGAACAGACCAGGAGAGCGCAAUGCCGGUGGAGACGACCAGCCGGGAGAGGAUGGUGUUCUCGCUGCGGAAGAUUCCGGCGUGAAAUUUGAAGCAGAGGUGAAGGAGCAAUUGGCCAUAUCUCCUGAUGUUCCACCUGCGGACGCCAAAGAGACCUCUGCAAUUCUGAAGACAGAGGAUGCGGAGGUCAAGGUAGAAGUAAACGGAGGUGCCACAGUACCGUCAACGGGUAGUCUGUUCCGCAAACGAAAGGUACCUGCUGGUGGUGCUGGAAGCAGGGGAAGCAGGGGAUAG